UAGAUGGUAUCAAGGAACAAUGUGACUUACUUUGUCCUUUUGAGCCUCACACAGAAGCCAAAGGAGCAGAAAGUCCUUUCUCUUAUGUUCUUGCUCUUCUACAUUUUGACCAUGGUGGGCAACCUGCUCAUUGUUGUGACCGUCACUGUCAGUAAGACUUUAAACUCACCCAUGUACUUUUUUCUUGCUAGCUUAUCAUUCAUGGAUGCCAUUUAUUCUUCAGCGAUUACCCCAAAAUUGAUUUCUGAUCUGUUCUUUGGGGAAAAUACCAUAUCUUUCAAAUUUUGUAUGGCUCAGCUCUUUAUAGAGCACCUUUUUGGUGGAUCUGAAGUCUUUCUUCUGUUGGUGAUGGCCUAUGACCGCUAUGUGGCCAUAUGUAAGCCCUUGCAUUAUUUGGUGAUCAUGAGGCAGAGGAUGUGUGUUUCACUGCUGGUGGUGUCCUGGGUUGGAGGUUUCCUGCACUCAAUUAUUCAAGUUAGCACUGUUUAUGGGCUCCCAUUCUGUGGCCCCAAUGUCAUCGAUCACUUUCUCUGUGACAUGCACCCUUUACUGAAACUUGUCUGUACUGACACUUAUGUCAUUGGCAUCUUAGUUGUGGCCAAUGGAGGACUGAUCUGCACUAUUGUAUUUCUGCUCUUACUCGUCUCCUAUGGAGUCAUUCUGCACUCUCUGAAGAACCUGAGUCAGGAAGGGAAGCGGAAAGCUCUCCAGACCUGUGGUUCCCACAUCACUGUGGUUGUCUGCUUCUUUGUUCCCUGUAUUUUCAUGUAUGCAAGACCUGCUAAGACCUUCCCCAUUGACAAAUCAUUGAGUGUGUUUUACACAGUCAUUACCCCCAUGCUGAACCCAUUAAUCUACACUCUGAGAAACUCAGAGAUGACAAAUGCUAUGAAGAAACUCUGGAGAAGAAACAUCAUAUCUUGUAGCAAAUAA
This is a messenger RNA of Odocoileus virginianus texanus, 933 nucleotides long. Its product is annotated as olfactory receptor 4A47-like. Lineage: Eukaryota; Metazoa; Chordata; Mammalia; Artiodactyla; Cervidae. Gene Ontology annotation, cellular component: plasma membrane. The record is from RefSeq and is a predicted model, not a curated record. Gene Ontology annotation, biological process: G protein-coupled receptor signaling pathway. Gene Ontology annotation, molecular function: olfactory receptor activity; G protein-coupled receptor activity.